AUGCGUGGGAAGCUAUCAGCCACUUUAUGUGGCUUGAGUGUGGAGCACGACCAAAAGUGUCUAGUUGCUUGGGCUAUUACUGCGUGGGCGUUGGCUGGCUAUUGGGAGAGGCGCACGAGCUUGGGAGUUGGAGAGGCUGGUAGCAACAAGGAAGAGGGUCGAGAGAGCUACGGAGGGCUGUUUCUAGGCGUGGAGCUGCGAGGAGAUUGUGGAAUGGAGAAUACAUUGAAGCCAGGAGAUGUCAUUCAGUGCAGAGAGUGUGGUUACCGUAUUCUUUACAAGAAGCGUACUCGCCGAAUUGUGCAAUACGAAGCACGCUAA
Dovyalis caffra is the source of this 321-nucleotide messenger RNA. NCBI's taxonomy places the organism in Eukaryota, Viridiplantae, Streptophyta, Magnoliopsida, Malpighiales, Salicaceae. The record is from the annotation of a GenBank genome assembly.